Messenger RNA from Lactuca sativa (garden lettuce), 1220 nucleotides. RefSeq names its product 26S proteasome non-ATPase regulatory subunit 7 homolog A. NCBI's taxonomy places the organism in Eukaryota, Viridiplantae, Streptophyta, Magnoliopsida, Asterales, Asteraceae. The record is from RefSeq and is a predicted model, not a curated record. Gene Ontology annotation, cellular component: proteasome regulatory particle; proteasome complex. Gene Ontology annotation, biological process: proteasome-mediated ubiquitin-dependent protein catabolic process. Gene Ontology annotation, molecular function: metallopeptidase activity; protein binding.
AGUAGAAAGCGAGUUCGAAAGACAAAAAGGGUUUUUGCACGAAACCCUUCUUUCGUUUCAAAUUAGGGACUCCAUACGCUUUCGUCCUACACAAAAUCAUCAAUUCUAGCGAAAGGACUUUCAUCUGAAAAUUUCUAAGAAUGGAUGUGAUUAAGUCACAGCAGUUGUCAGCACGGCCGAUCGAGAAGGUGGUCGUACACCCUUUAGUACUCCUUAGCAUCGUCGACAACUACUAUAGAGUCGCAAAAGACACUCGCAAACGUGUCGUUGGUGUUCUCCUCGGUAGUUCCUUCAAAGGCACCGUCGACGUCACAAACAGCUACGCAGUGCCUUUUGAGGAAGAUGAAAAGGAUCCGAGCAUUUGGUUUCUUGAUCACAACUAUCAUGAGGCCAUGUUCUCCAUGUUCAAGAGAAUCAACGCUAAGGAGCAUGUGGUAGGAUGGUAUAGCACUGGUCCAAAGCUAAGGGAAAAUGAUCUUGAUGUUCAUGGUUUAUUUAACGACUACGUCCCAAAUCCUGUAUUGGUGAUUAUAGAUGUCCAACCAAAGGAAUUGGGAAUACCCACUAAAGCAUACUAUGCUAUUGAAGAGGUUAAAGAGAAUGCCACUCAGAAAAGCCAGAAGGUUUUUGUUCAUGUGCCCUCAGAAAUUGCUGCUCAUGAAGUGGAAGAAAUUGGAGUGGAGCACUUGCUUAGAGAUGUGAAGGAUACAACUAUCAGCACCCUUGCAACAGAGGUAACUGGAAAGUUGGCAGCUUUGAAGGGUUUAGAUGCAAGACUGAAGGAGAUACGUGGAUAUCUGGAUCUUGUUAUUGAUGGAAAGCUUCCAUUAAAUCACGAAAUUUUGUAUCAUCUACAGGAUGUGUUUAACCUUCUACCAAAUCUGAAUGUUGCUGAUUUGAUAAAGGCAUUUGCAGUGAAAACAAAUGAUCAGAUGCUUGUUAUCUACCUUUCUUCUUUGAUCAGAAGUGUUAUAGCCCUUCACAACUUGAUCAAUAACAAGAUGCUUAACAAAGAACAUGAGAAAGCUGAGGAUGCAAAACCAACAGCAGUUCCACCUGUUGCUGGGAGCUAAGAAUUGUGGAUUAAUCAGAGAAAGAAAGCAAGACUUCCAUAAUUGAUGGUGAUUUAGUCGCUAAUUUCAUUAUGAUAUUUUUGUAUCGUUGCUGGAUAUUUGUUACCCCUUUUUUUAAUGGACAAUAUGUUGGGUUUUUUAUUUUUA